Cynara cardunculus var. scolymus (artichoke) is the source of this 922-nucleotide messenger RNA. RefSeq names its product nascent polypeptide-associated complex subunit alpha-like protein 1. The coding region runs from base 93 to 698 and encodes 201 amino acids. The record is from RefSeq and is a predicted model, not a curated record. The transcript is spliced from 4 exons. Gene Ontology annotation, biological process: protein targeting to membrane. Gene Ontology annotation, cellular component: cytoplasm; nascent polypeptide-associated complex. Lineage: Eukaryota; Viridiplantae; Streptophyta; Magnoliopsida; Asterales; Asteraceae.
CGCCGUUCUGUUUUGUGUUUCAAGAUUUUUAGGGUUUUUCUAUCUCCUACUCUCGUUUCGCCAAACCCUUCUCUCUCUAAAUCUCUGAAAUCAUGACUGCUCAAACUCAAGAAGAGCUUCUUGCUGCCCAUCUUGAACAACAGAAGAUUGAGCAUGAGGAACCAUUGGUUGAAGAUGAUGAUGAUGAAGACGAUGAUGAUGAAGAUGACGAUGACAAGGAUGAAGAUGAUGUUGAAGGACACGGAGAUGGAAGUGGGAGGUCUAAGCAAAGUAGAAGCGAAAAGAAGAGUCGGAAGGCUAUGCUAAAGCUAGGAAUGAAGCCAAUUCCUGGUGUUAGCCGAGUUACCGUCAAGAAGAGCAAGAAUAUUCUAUUCGUUAUCUCGAAGCCUGAUGUAUUCAAGAGUCCUGCUUCAGAUACUUAUGUUAUAUUUGGUGAAGCCAAGAUAGAAGAUCUAAGCUCACAAUUGCAGAGCCAAGCAGCCGAGCAAUUUAAAGCACCAAAUCUUGGGAACGUGGUAUCAGAGCCUGAACCAACAGCCAUGGCUCAGGACGAUGAAGACGUGGACGAGACCGGAGUGGAGCCAAAGGACAUCGAGUUGGUUAUGACACAAGCAGGGGUGUCGAGAUCAAAGGCGGUCAAGGCUUUGAAGGCCGCAGAUGGUGACAUAGUAUCUGCUAUUAUGGAACUCACAAACUAGGAAGGACUGAGCGCACCCCACCCCACCCCACCCGUUGAACAAGUAAAUUUUCGUCUUUUUCUUCGCGUUAAUGAGGUUUAAGAUGAUGCUAUGUUAUUUGUGCAUGUUUUUUGAGAUUAUGAGCAUGUUUUUAAUAUGUUGCUUCUGCUUGAUGUUUUUCUUAUGGUUGCUUCUGUAACUUCAUGAGAAAUGACAAAAGAAAACGAUAUGGUUUGAUGAUUUUG